AUGUCUAACAUGAACGCCCUCUCCGCCGAUGAGAUGGAGCGUUUCCAAAAACUCUCUAAUACCUACGAGCCGGAUGUACAGGGACCACUUGUCUCACGCAAGGAGCCUACUCAGAGUGUUGCGUUGGAAUAUGCUAAUGCAGACCAUGCGCUCUCUGCGAAGACUAAUGCGCUGGCCAUCACCCAUCCGGAGUAUCGUAUCAUGAAAGGUGAUGGCAACUGUGGCUGGAGAGCGGUGGCUUUUGGUUAUUUCGAAACGCUGUUUGCGUUGCGUGACCCCAUGCGCAUCCAGCGUGAGAUUACUCGCUUCAAGUCGCUCGAGAUGCUCUUGAAGCAGGUCGGGCAUUCGGAACAUCUUUAUGAGAUCUUUACCGAAGCUACUGAGGAUCUCUUUACGCAGACUAUUAGUGCUAUUCAGGGUGGUGCUGGGGAUGAAUCUUUCCUUGUUGAUGCUUUCAAUAAUGAGUUUGCGUCCAGUGCUGUUAUUACUCAUUUUAGACUUUUGACGAGCUCUUGGAUGAGACUUAACCCGCAUCGAUACCAAGCUUUCUUGUCUCUGCCGCUGGAGCAGUAUUGCGCCUCGCAAAUAGACCCGUUGAAGACUGAAAUUGAUGAAGUUGGUCUUCAGGCACUUGUCGACGGGGUCAUUGAAGGUGCCGGCUUUGGCGUGGAGAUUCUGUACCUCGACCGAAGUGAAGGCGAUGCUGUCACACCUCACCAGCUGUCCCCUCACAGCCCCAGCGGUGCGACAAUCCGUCUCCUCUACCGACCAGGCCACUACGACCUUCUCUACCCAGCCGACCCAAAUGUAAACAUGGAACCGAUAGUCAACUACCAAUACGCAAUGACAUCCGACUACUCCAACUGGAACGAAGGCCCCCUCGGAUUCGACGUCGACUCCUCCCUAAUGGCCAUCCCAAACCUCAUGGCCGAUCCAUCCUUCGCAAUGGGCACCCCCAUGUCGCCUAUGCCAUCAGUCUCCCCCACCCCAACCAGUCCAUUCCGAAUGUCCCCCCAACAAGAAAUGUACCAGUCGCCCAUGCAGACUCAUGCGCCAAUCCCGUCUAUCCCUGUCUCUUCACCUCCGCCACCAAUACCGCCUCCUUCUGCUGCUCCGCCCCCAAUGACUACAUUGCCUAGUAGAUCGUCCGACGGCCCGCAGAUCAGACUCAACCCCUUGGUUAUGAAACCUAAUUUGAGUCGCUCGCUGCCUGUCACAACCCCCUUCAAAAAUUCGCCUUACAAUCAAGCCCAUUUCCAGAAUUCCGACUUUGAACCUAUUCAUUGGGAACCUCAUGAUCGACGAUAA
Molecule: messenger RNA, 1308 nt
Organism: Penicillium arizonense
Lineage: Eukaryota; Fungi; Ascomycota; Eurotiomycetes; Eurotiales; Aspergillaceae
Product: OTU family ubiquitin thioesterase
Exons: 6
Coding region: 1-1308 (435 amino acids)
Biological process (GO): protein K48-linked deubiquitination
Cellular component (GO): nucleus
Molecular function (GO): ubiquitin binding; cysteine-type deubiquitinase activity
Source: RefSeq, a predicted model, not a curated record